Exophiala spinifera is the source of this 1770-nucleotide messenger RNA. RefSeq lists its product as uncharacterized. Gene Ontology annotation, molecular function: DNA-binding transcription factor activity; transcription cis-regulatory region binding. Gene Ontology annotation, cellular component: nucleus. The record is from RefSeq and is a predicted model, not a curated record. Gene Ontology annotation, biological process: positive regulation of transcription by RNA polymerase II. NCBI's taxonomy places the organism in Eukaryota, Fungi, Ascomycota, Eurotiomycetes, Chaetothyriales, Herpotrichiellaceae. The transcript has 2 exons. Bases 1 to 1770 code for a protein of 589 amino acids.
AUGUCACUAGAAGGCCUUGAGACAUGGACCUUCCAACUCGAUGAGGUGGAUCAGCAACUACUUGAUAUUGACGCUCACGAAGACACACGUGAUAAUGAACUGGCUUGCUUCUCCACGGGGCCAUUUGGCGUCUUUCCACUUCCAAGGGACGGCAGCGAUCAGCCAGGGGACAGAGGACCGCGGCCGAUGGACACUGAUUUCGAGGAUCCUAGACACCGACAGGAAGCUGCUCUUCCCAAUCAGGACGCGACGUUAGGAGCACUGCGCGACAUGUUCUCGUCCGGAAACGACCUGGGAGAUCCUCCCACCCCCAGAGACGGGUCGUUCGAGGGUUUCCCUUCUCGCUUCGACAUGGACUCGGAUCUCUUCCAAGAACCCAUCAUUCGUCGGCUCAUGGACAACUACGUCAACGUAUGUGCCAAAGUUUUGCCCCCCUUGCCGCAUCCCGAGAACUUGUAUUCGACGAUAUACGUUCCCCAGGCCAUGGCCGGUGCCUCGAGCCUGUUACCUCCAAGCGUGGACCACGGCCCCACCAAGGUGCCAGCCAGCAACGAAGCGAUUUUCUACGCCGUCUUGGCCACGUCUGCGUUUCAUCUGCGGAGGGACAAGGCAGAGAAUGGUCUCGAGCUUGACGUACUCGCGCGCGGCUUCCGCGCAAAAGCGUUCGAGUCUCUCCAAAAGGCAUUGCGCGAGCCGUCGCCGUCACAGUACGGCGAGGGGGCCGGUGGCGGCGCACCACGCGGGGAUGUCUCGUCGUUUUCCAGCGUCCACCUCGAGGCCAUCCUUUCGGCCAUGUUGACGCUCACGACCAUGGACGUCAUGGAAGGUUCCAUGUCCGAGUACUGGAUUCACCUCGGCGGCAUGGGCCCCCUCGCGAGAGAGUUGUUGCAACGAGAGGAGCACCACGCGACACCCAAAAUCGCCCGGCUGAUCACCAUGUCCACGUUCCUCUCGACGCUGGCAAGCACCACGUCCCUGGACCUAGCCGAGCUACCGUGGUCGGCAGCCGAGCAACACUACUACUACGACAACGACGGCGACGGCGACGGCGACGGCGACGACACGACGGAAAAGCGACCGUACGACGUCUCUUGCCGAGACUACUACGGUCUGGAAUUCGCCUACGGCAUCACCCCGAGGCUCGCCAACCUCAUGCACCACGUCGUCACGCUGGGUCAACACAUCUCCUACUACGUCUCGCGCUCCGACGCGUUUCCGCCGACGCUGAUCUCGGCGUGCAGGAGACUGUCGGACGACAUUUCUUCCUGGUCGAUCGAAUCCGAGGCCAUUGACGACGUCAUCUUGCCGCCGGGUUCUUCUCCCGCAAGAAGUGCGGGUACAUCAUCAUUGUCCUUCACAGCCCAACUGGCCAAACACCACAUCUUUGCCUUUGCGCGCGGCCUACGGGUGUACUACCACACGCGCAUCCUACCCUGCAGACCGUCCGACAUGCGUUUGCACAUUGAUCGGGUGGCGGAACAUCUCGUCGAGAUCGAAGAGCUCAAGUUGCGCGCCGGCUACGAUCACAACCUGUGCGCCACGAUCACCUGGCCGGGCUUCAUUGCCGCGUGCGAGGCGGAACGAGGCCCCUCAAGGGACGUGUGGUAUCGGUGGUGGACCGGCAUGCUUCAGUAUGGCAUCGGGAACAUUGCAGAGUUGUGGCAGGUCGUCCAAGAAGCGUGGGAACUCAAGGACGUGCAUGGCGUCAACGAGGUUCCAGCUUGGGUUCCUGUGUUGCGUAAAAGAGGCCAACGGAUACUCGCUGUGUGA